Molecule: messenger RNA, 1746 nt
Organism: Colletotrichum gloeosporioides
Lineage: Eukaryota; Fungi; Ascomycota; Sordariomycetes; Glomerellales; Glomerellaceae
Product: putative transporter C3H1.06c
Exons: 3
Coding region: 1-1746 (581 amino acids)
Biological process (GO): transmembrane transport
Molecular function (GO): transmembrane transporter activity
Source: RefSeq, a predicted model, not a curated record
AUGGAUACGUCAAGUCAGUAUGAGACGCCAAGAGCGUCCCCAGAUACUCAAGGCAGAGUUAUCAUAUCAGGAACACCAGUCUUGGAGAGCCGUAUCAUGUCUGAGGGUAACAUCGAGCUCGGUUCCAUUACUCUGCCUCCAGCAGAAUCGAAUGAGCCUGCGCAGCAAUCAACCAAGACUGACAUCGUCGAUCAAUCCUCGAGACUUCCCUUUGGUCGGCUGAUGUCCGCUUAUCUCUGCCUGGCAGCCAUCUACUUCAUUCAAACACUUGACAUCAACUCCGUCGCGACGGCACUCCCAGUUAUUGCACGAUCUCUCGGUGCAGGAAAUAGCAUCACAUGGGCAGGAACAGCUUACCUCAUGGGACAGACCGCCUUCCAGUCUCUGUACGGACGCCUCUCUGACAUUUUUGGUCGCAAACCGGUAUUACUCGUGUGCAUCGGCUUUCUCGUCGGCGGCGAUCUCCUUUGCGGCUUUGCUCGCACUCCGUUAUGGCUUUAUGUCUGCCGAGCGCUGAGCGGUGUCGGCGGCGGGGGGAUAAGCUCGCUGGUUCAGAUCACAGUCAGCGAUCUAGUGAGCUUGAAGGACCGUGGAAAGUAUCAGGGCAUGCUGAGCGCAUCAAUAGGUCUCGGCGCCAGUACUGGUCCUUUCAUUGCAGCUAGCAUGUUGCGCAAGGGCAAUACGGGCGGUGUCGAGGCAUGGAGAUGGAUAUUUUGGGUUCCCCCUAUCCUCGCCGCUGCGUGUGCGACAACCGUCUGGUUUUGCCUUCCGCUGAAACCCGUCACUGGGAGUUGGCGCGAGAAGUUGGCCAAGAUCGAUUGGUACGGUCUGGGUGCCGCAAUGGCAGGAGUGCUUCUCCUCUUGAUCCCUCUCAACUCAGGAGGGAGUAUUUGGCCAUGGCACAGCGAGCAUGUGAUCACAAUGCUCGUUUUGGGUGGCUUCUUCUUCGUCAUAUUCGCCGUCAUUGAGAAGUCAGUGGCCAAAAUACCGUUAAUCCCGCUCCGUCUAUUUGGCCAGAGGUCGACUGCAGUCAUGUACGUUCAGAGCGCUUUGUACGACUGCGUCUGGCAGGUAAACCUUUAUUUCCUCCCCAUCUAUUUUCAAGAAGUCCGCGGGUACAGCCCGUUGAGGAGUGCGUCUCUAACCCUACCUCUUCUGCUGAUUCACAGCGCUGCUGGGGUGGCAUCAGGUCCAAUUAUGAGUAAAUCUGCGAGAUACGCACCAAUUUUAUUCAUCGGCAUGGGUUUAUGGACUCUGGGAUCGGGUUUGAAACUCGUCUUUUCACGCACGACUUCUAUCAGUGUCUACGUAACGGUUCUUCUGAUUGAAGGAACCGGAAUCGGUUUCGUCCACCAGCCAGCCUUGGUAGCCCUCCAGGCCCUCUCAAAGCCCGAGGAUCGCGCUGUUGCGACUUCUACGAGAAAUCUUAUGCGGAUGCUUGGAUCCGUGGUCGGAAUGGCUCUUUCCACGGCAGUUCAAUACUCCGUAAUGAACUCAGCUCUACCGGCAGACCUGCCUGAGGCAGUUCGAUCAAGUGUAACUGGUGGAACAUGGCAGCGUGGAGACGUCGACUGUCAUGAUUGGGAACAGGCAAUUUUGGAUGCCAAGAUGAAGGGCGUCCACAUGGUCUUCGCCAUGCUUGUACCGCUGAUGGUCAUUUGCCUUGGAGGAUGCUGGUUUAUCCCAAACGUUACAUUGAUGGGUGAUGAAGAACGUCGAGAUACACAAUCGGAGCAGAGACAGUAG